Parus major (Great Tit) is the source of this 1220-nucleotide messenger RNA. RefSeq names its product complement C1q subcomponent subunit C-like. Bases 122 to 859 code for a protein of 245 amino acids. Gene Ontology annotation, molecular function: protein binding. The record is from RefSeq and is a predicted model, not a curated record. The transcript is spliced from 3 exons. Lineage: Eukaryota; Metazoa; Chordata; Aves; Passeriformes; Paridae.
UGACUUCCCCCACGAGGGUGUCAGGGAGCCGCGCCCACCGCGCUGUGCUGGCAGUGACCGCGCGCCCUGCGGGACCAGCAGCGCAGGUUCCCUGGCCUGGUCCCCACCAGAGAGCACCAAAAUGGAGAAGAGAUUCUUGGAGCAACUCUACCUGGCCCUCACCCUCCUCCUCCUCCUGAAUCUGGGCUCUGCUGUGACUGUAGAAGACCCUUACAGCUGCUAUGGAGCUCCAGGCCUGCCAGGCAUGCCGGGGAUACCAGGCAGGGAUGGCCGGGAUGGGCUGAAGGGAGCCAAAGGGGAACCAGGUAUCCCAGCUUCUACACAGCUGGGGCCCAAGGGCAUGAAAGGGGACCCGGGCCCCCCUGGCCCUCCAGGCAAGCCCGGCCACUUUGGGGCCCCUGGUGCAAUGGGACCCCCGGGGGUGCCGGGCACUGCUGGACCCCCGGGAGUGCCAGGCAGCUUCCAGCAGAGGCAGCAGUCGGCGUUCUCAGUGACCAGGCAGACCAGCCAGUACCCCCUGAAGAACGUCCCCGUGGUCUUCAACCACGUCAUCACCAACACCAACCACGACUACAACACCUCCACGGGCAAGUUCACCUGCAGGCUCCCCGGCAUCUACUACUUCGUCUUCCACACCUCGCACACGGCCAACCUCUGCGUCAUCCUGCACAAAAACCACAGGAGCAUGGCCAGCUUCUGUGACCACAAGACCAACAGCAUGCAGGUCAGCUCGGGGGGCACGCUGCUGCGCCUGGCUGCUGCGGACGAGGUGUGGCUGGGAGUCAACGACUACAACGGCAUGGUGGGCAUUGCCAACUCCGACAGCAUCUUCUCCGGGUUCCUGCUCUUCCCGGAGUAGAGGAGCCCAGCAGAGCCCACCCCAGCGUCCUGAUGCUUUCUGAGCAUGCUGUUUGCUGCUGGGUUCCUCCCACGUUCCCAGAUUCUCCACAGGGAGGGCAUCCAGCCCCUCGGUCUGUGGUGGAGGCACAGGGGGAAUGAGCACAUUUGGAUGCAUCUGCACCCAGAGUGAUGGUGCUGAGCUCCUGCUGGCACUGCCACCUGUGUCCCCCCUGCUAACCCCACAUUACCUCAGAGGUCUCUCUGUGGUUGUCUCCUCCCCACCUGGGCUGCCUCAGGUUCAGCCAGGUGUCCUGGCACAGGCUGCUUCCCUUUGCCAUGACCUGGCUGUGGAAAGUGUCAAUAAAACCUUCCCCAGUGCA